UUUGUGGCCUUAUCAUACGCAUGCAAGUCUCAAUGCGCCAACGGAGUCUCUGCGCCGGGAUGAUUUUUUAAGAGGAUUUCUGCCUGAAAACGUGGCAUUAGUCGCAGGAACUCUGCAGCGUCAACUUGCGGAGCAGAAAAUGAGAGAGAAGCAGGAACGCGCCGAAAGUGCCGCGUCCGCCGCCAAACUGACGGCGCUGCGGCCGCCGUGCGAGCGCAUCUCCUGCCAGAAGAGCAGCGUGUGUUCCCGCUCCUACUUCGUGGUAGUUAUGGUGUUUUUUCACGUGUACAUCAUCAAUGUCAUAGCCCUGCUACUUUACGUGCAUUACAGCAGCGGGCAGGAGGAGGCCAGCAGGAGUCGUGAUGCUGUGAGCAGCAAAGAGCAGCUCGCGGAGCCCCAAAGACCCCCGACUGGACCACAGCCCGCACGUGACGUCUCACUCACGCGGAUAGAGGGCAUCAGAGUCGGACAUGUCCAGAAGGUGUCACUCAUGCCGGAUAAAGUGCAUGAAAUGCGGACUCUCAGUCUGAAACCUCUACUGUUCGAGAUUCCUGGGUUCUUAUCAGAGGAUGAGUGCCGUGUUGUGAUGCAGUUGGCCCAGCUAAAGGGUCUAAUGGAAAGCCAGCUAAUGGUGCAGGAUGGCCAGGAGGAGCUCGCUGAGGAACUCAACCUCAGCCCAGAUGAGAUCUUCGGUCUCCUUGACAUCAACCAGGAUGGACAGCUGCAGCUACAUGAGAUACUGACUCACUCUCGAGUGAGAGACGGCAUCUGGCUUACACCAGAAAAUCUGCUAGAAAUCUAUGCUGGGCUUGAAGCCGACAAAGAUGGAAAUGGUUUACUGAGUCUAGAAGAGUUCAGGCUUCUGAGCAAUGAUGCUUUCCAGCGUUACCUGCAGCAGCGUGGAGUGAAAAGGAGCCAGCUAGUGAGGAACAGCAGACACACUUGGUUGUACCAGGGCAAAGGAGCGCAUAAGGUCCUCCAAGAUAUCAAGACGAGGGUGACUCGGCUUACCCGGCUACCGUCCGCAUUAGUGGAUCUCAGCGAGCCGCUCCAGGUGGUUCGCUAUGAGGAGGGUGGGCACUACCACGCCCAUCAUGACAGUGGUCCCGUCUAUCCUGAAACUGCCUGCACACACACUCGCCUUGCAGCUAACGCUUCCACUCCUUUUGAGACGUCCUGCAGAUACAUCACAGUUCUCUUCUACUUGAACACUGUCGAGGGGGGCGGGGAGACCACGUUCCCUGUGGCGGACAACAGAACCUAUGACGAAAUGUCUCUCAUACAGAAUGACGUGGAUCUGUUAGACACCAGAAGGAACUGUGACAAGAGUAACCUCAGGGUAAAGCCGACCAAAGGAACAGCUGUUUUCUGGUACAACUACCUUUCUGAUGGAAGAGGCUGGAUGGGGGAGCAGGAUGAAUAUGCAAUACAUGGAGGCUGUGUGGUCACCCAUGGCAACAAGUGGAUUGCCAAUAAAUGGAUCAACAUUGAUCCAGACUACCAGCGCCAAGCUCGCUACCAGCAGCUGGUGUCAGAGCAGCCAGAGGAAGAUGAUGAUGAUGAUGAAAGCCUGACUCUUAACCAUAACCAUAACUCGCACAUUUCCAGCAUCCAUCAAGAGUUGUAGCCUUGUGCUGUGGAGAGUAUAUUAGAAAGUUUGAUUCAGGGAAUGAGGUCACAGUGAUUUUAUGCAAAUACGAAUAACAUAGGUGAGCUUUUGUUUCCCGUUUUCCCCAUUUUAGGAAUGUUGCCCUAUAAACUCAUUAAGAGUUCAAAGAAACUUUCCCUUUUGCAUGUUAACGUUUGCCAUCACUCUGGGUAAACACUGCACUUCCUAUGCCCCAUUUAGUUAUUGCUGCUGUAAACCAAAAAGGCUCACACACUGUCACUGUAAUGCAUGUUUUCUCUCUUGAAUUGCUUAUUUAUUUAUUUAUUUUACAUUAAGUACUCAUUAUAUUGUUCAGAUGUCCCAUUUGAUUCGUUCUUCCUCCUGUGAGUUUGAGAGGUUUUCCAUGUUUGCUUGUUAAUGUUCGGCCAUGAGUCUAGAUAGUGGUGUUGACCUGAAAUAAAUGCUUUUAUACAA
Molecule: messenger RNA, 2083 nt
Organism: Thalassophryne amazonica
Lineage: Eukaryota; Metazoa; Chordata; Actinopteri; Batrachoidiformes; Batrachoididae
Gene: p4htm
Product: prolyl 4-hydroxylase, transmembrane (endoplasmic reticulum)
Exons: 9
Coding region: 140-1627 (495 amino acids)
Biological process (GO): peptidyl-proline hydroxylation to 4-hydroxy-L-proline
Cellular component (GO): endoplasmic reticulum
Molecular function (GO): procollagen-proline 4-dioxygenase activity; iron ion binding; L-ascorbic acid binding
Source: RefSeq, a predicted model, not a curated record